Molecule: messenger RNA, 1109 nt
Organism: Camellia sinensis
Lineage: Eukaryota; Viridiplantae; Streptophyta; Magnoliopsida; Ericales; Theaceae
Biological process (GO): positive regulation of DNA-templated transcription
Cellular component (GO): nucleus
Molecular function (GO): DNA-binding transcription factor activity, RNA polymerase II-specific; sequence-specific DNA binding
Source: RefSeq, a predicted model, not a curated record
CAAAAUGGCUAACUAUAUAUCUUAAAGCCAAACUCUUCAUCUAGAACAUAAAAUAUUGAACACAACAGAAUUAUGGAAGGAGAAGAGUAUUAUUGUGCGCCACAACCACUAGAAGCCACCAAAAUCGAAUCUUUACCAUUCCCAAAGCCGCUCCAAAAUUUAAGGAAAAAGAAAAACAAGAACAAGAGGAGGUUUAGUGAUGAACAAAUAAGGUCAUUAGAGUCCAUGUUUGAAUCAGAGACGAAGCUUGAACCAAGGAAGAAGGUGCAACUGGCUAGAGAGCUUGGACUGCAACCUCGGCAGAUAGCUAUAUGGUUUCAGAACAGAAGAGCUAGAUGGAAGUCAAAGCAAAUGGAGCAAGAAUACAAAGUACUUAAAGCCAAUUAUGACAAUCUACAUUCUAAGUUCGAGUCCUUGAAGAUAGAGAAACAGUCCUUGCUCAUACAGCUGCAGAAUUUGACUGAUCUGCUAGGAAAACCUCAUAAUCAAGGUAUUAAAAGCAAGGAUUCGAAGGAAAAUAUCACAUCUGGUGGCUCUGAUAGUAAAGAUACACGCCGUGAACCAGAACUCCACAACAUGGGUGGCCAAGUAGAUGGUUCUCUGGCAUUGCCCGAAAAAUGGAGCAAUUUUGAGUCGAGUGGUCUUUUUGAUAGGUCAUGUGGCAGUUCAAACUGGUGGGACUUUUGGAGUUAAGAAAAUGCACUUCACCUUGAAGAAUUGUGGAAGGUCUGUAUGAAGAUUGAAGACUGGUUGCUUAUGGAAGAGACCAAGAGGAAAGAAAGGAUUGAAUAGUAGGCUGCUUUAAUGAUGACAGUAAUGCCAAUCAAAGAUUUCAACCAGAGCAAAAGAUGUAUCUCAACACUAGCUUGUGAUGCAAUGGUGAUUGGCAGCAAGUUUAUGGAGCAGUUUGACAGUAUCAUGGCAAAACAGAAAUUUUGCUGAUUUUACCGAGCUGUCAGGUCAGGUCAAGUCAAAAAAAAAAAAAAAAAAAACAGAUAAAGAUUUUACAAUAUUCAACCCGAUCGUUUAGGAAAUUUAUAUUUUGAAAAAUUUUGAAUGCUUGAUUUCAGGGUCUAAAUAAAUCCAUUUUCACCCAUGUUUUUUGUUUU